Messenger RNA from Linum tenue, 1842 nucleotides. The record is from the annotation of a GenBank genome assembly. Lineage: Eukaryota; Viridiplantae; Streptophyta; Magnoliopsida; Malpighiales; Linaceae.
CAACAAACGACGCUGUUUGGCCUCUCUCCAGUCAACACAAAACCCAGGUCAGUGCGUCGGACCAUCGAAUUCCGAUCUCACUCGCAUUUCACCGGCGAGGUCCGCUGCCAACUCGGAUUCCGAUAUCUCUCCCCCCUAAGCCGCGCCCGCCAUGGAGGAACGCAGUUACCAGGCCCAGGAUGUUACCAGCAAGGAUUUGCUCAGCUCUGAUAACACUGUGGUUCCCGUGGAUUUCUACGAAAUUGCCGGCGAUGACUCCUCUGAGCAGAAAGGGGUUAUGAUAGUGAAAUUGCGCCGUGUGCAAGAACUAAGACUCGGGGCUAUAACUAGGAAAUGUAUUGGGAAAGAUCAAGCGAAAUGUUCCCCAGCAGCCACCGUGACUUUCAUGUAUGAACCAGAGAUCAAGAUCAAUGAAGAUAUGAUGGCAAGAUUGUCACUUGAGGAGAAGCAAAGUAUAGUAGAGAGCAGCCCUACUAAGGUUUUCGACAUCGAUCCUACUACCCAACAGAUUGCUUCAAAGUGGUUUUGCUUUCUUUGAACGAUUGUGUUUGCGGGUUUUGGUUGUGGAUACUGAAGCAUAUACUUACGAUGAUGAAGUUAUCAAGAAAUUGGAAUCAAUGGGGAAGACAGGGCUUAUGGACGGUUAAAGCUAAGGAGGACAGUUUCAUAUUCACGGUUGAGACGACCGGUGCUGUUCUGUUAAAGGCUUCUCAGUUGGUGCUCAAUGCCAUAGACAUCCUUAAACAAAAGCUGGAUGCUGUGUUGUUUGUCUGAUGAAUGAUGAUACGGUUGAAGCUGACGAUCAGUUUGGUGAACUUGGUGUUCAUAUACGUGGCGGAUAGGUAGUCUGCAGCUAGUAAAUCAGACAUGGUGAAUAUUUAGGAGGAGUUAGGACGCAUCCCUGAACAAGGUCUUCCUUUUCUCUGCUUACUUUCAUGUUGGGUUGAAUGUAGCACUGGUUCAACCAUCGCAGUCUUGCUUGGCAUCUCAUCAUCUGUCUUCUUCCUCUUGUCAUGGACGACUGAGUACACAAUACAUAUAUUUACGACAGCCGAGCCGACGACGCAAAUGCAUACAAAGUCAGUUAGCCCAUCUCGUUCCUUAGCUAUGAUUUGAUGAUAUAACAAUGUGUACUAUCGCGAACCAAAAGGCAGGCAGGCAGGCAGGCACAGGCUCACUCACUCACGGGUGUAAUUAGCUCAGCUCAAACAUGGCCAGAUCUCUCUCCAUCCUUUCAUCUUUUUGGUUCUUUCUGGAAAUCGAAACAAAAAUGAAAACGAAAGUGCUUGCCGUUUCUUUUGCUGAAAAGCCCAACCACCCCACCACCAAUUCGUUUCUUUUGCCCCGAAAACGUGGAUGCAAAUUGCAGAAUGAUCUUCUUGUUAUUCUCUUCUUUCACCUAUGUGCUGUAUAUAGAAGAGGAAAUCAUUUCAUUUGGAUCGAAAUAAGGAGACCGCGCGCCAAAACUCUCCCUGCACGUCGCCGUCACACCGCCCUACGGACGGUCACCUUCAUCAUAUAUGUGUGUUUGCCGUUACUUCGAUUGAGAGAAGAGACGAGACAUGUUGGGCCUGAAAUUUUAACGCAAAUUGUUUGAAGGCGACUCUCUCUCUCUCUCCCUCCCCAUUUGCAGUGCUGUAUUUGGUUGUAUACAGGACGAGGUAAGAAGAUGAAUCUCGUGCAGAUGUGAUGCUAAUGGCACGUACCUGCUGCUGCUACCUAGUUGGAAAUGUCAUAUCCCAUCCCUGGUAACAUCUUUGACAUUUUCAAGUAGCUAGCUAGUAAGGUUAAUUCAACUUAGCACGAUUCUUGUAUAAAAGCUAUUGAAUGAAACUAUGUCGC